Molecule: messenger RNA, 1843 nt
Organism: Solanum pennellii
Lineage: Eukaryota; Viridiplantae; Streptophyta; Magnoliopsida; Solanales; Solanaceae
Product: kinesin-like protein KIN-4C
Exons: 9
Coding region: 32-1600 (522 amino acids)
Biological process (GO): mitotic spindle organization; microtubule-based movement
Molecular function (GO): microtubule motor activity
Source: RefSeq, a predicted model, not a curated record
UAAGAAGGAAGGAAGAAGGAAUGAAUAUGAGAUGCAUAAGCUCUUGGCACUGAACCAGAGGCAAAAGAUGGUGUUGCAGCGGAAAACUGAAGAAGCUACUAUGGCCACUAAACGACUUAAGGAGUUGUUAGAGUCUCGCAAAACAUCACGUGAUAAUGCGGGCUCUGGAAGUACUAGUGCUGCAGGAUUUCAGGCAUUGAUGCAAGCAAUUGAACAUGAACUUGAAGUUACUGUCCGAGUGCAUGAAGUGCGGUCAGAAUAUGAGCGCCAGAUGCAGGAGAGAGCAAAAAUGGCCAAUGAGGUUGCUGAGUUGAAGCUGAAAACCUUGAGUGAUUUCCCCCAGAAAAUGUCUCCGGGUGCAAGAAAUUCCAGGAUAUUUGCACUUGAAAACAUGCUUGCCACUUCAUCUAGCACACUUGUCUCCAUGGCAUCACAGUUAUCGGAAGCAGAAGAGCGUGAACGUGCCUUUAGUGGUAGGGGCAGAUGGAACCAAGUCCGAUCUCUUGCUGAUGCAAAAAAUAUUAUGAACUUUUUAUUGAACCUUGCAUCAUCUUCUAGAUGCCAGCUAAGGGAUAGGGAAGUUGAAUGCAGAGAAAAGGAUGCUGAAAUCAGGGAGUUGAAGGAAAAACUCGUAAAUUUUGUCAGACAGAUAGAGUUGCAAAAGAGUGAAUUGAGACAGCUAGAGUCGCAAAACAGUGAACUGAUUCAGCAGGAGAAGUUGAUGAAAUUGGCUUUAGAACACCCCAUUGAAAGGACAAACAACUCUGGCUCUAAUGAGAUAAGAAGCAGCACUGACGGGCAUGAUUAUGACCUGAGGCAAAAGGGGAACCGGAGUUCCUUGAUCUACGGUGGUAGAUUGAACAAGCUUGAGCUAGAAGAAGAUAUGGAUAUAUCUGAUUCAGAUCAUUCUGACACUGAUUAUGGUUCUUCAGGAUGUUCGUGCGGUAAAAGGUCUUCAUGCCUGACAAGUAAAUGUUUAUGCCGGUUCACGAAUGGCUCUUGUGGGCCAUCAUGUGGUUGUAACCCUAAAAAGUGCAGUAACAGAGAGAGUUCUACCAAGAACCAGUUGCCCUCAUUAGAUGUCGUAGGUGAUGAGGUAAACGCAUUGGGAACUGAUGAAGCUGAGAGUAGUCAAACACUAGUUUCUCAAGGCGCAAUGUUACUUCAAAAUGCGCUUUCUGAAAAGCCCAUACAGUCAAAGGAUGAGGGUGAAACUAAAAGAAAGCCUCUUUCUGACAUUGGAAAUACCAGGGCGAAAUCAAAUGCACCAAAACCUAAUCAACGGAAGCAAUGGCGGAAAUCAACGAUUCAACUUGUUCCUACUACCCCAACGACUCAAGCAAGUAAUGCAGAAGCCCCAACAAAAACAUCUCAAUCAGUCAAUGCUGAUGCAUCAGUAAAAACAGAAAACAAGGUUGGUGAGAUUGAUACUCCUGCAUUAAAAUUACCCAGAGCGAUGCGUUCUGCAUCAACAAAUGGGAACAACACCUUAAGAGAAAGGAACUCCGAGACUUAUGAUUCAGUUGUUGACUUGGCAAUACCUCCAGCUCCUAAGAGUCCUCUACGGAAGACGAAGGUAAAGGAGGAGAAAGAAAAUUGAGGAGCAUGAUUUCCAUUUGUUUGAUCCCAAAUUGUAUGUAUAGAGGUUUGGUCUUGGCUGUUCUGCCACUUGAUUUUUGUAUGGCUAAUCUUUUCCUAACCUUAAAAAGAGGUGCCUCAUUUGAUCAUAGAUCCUGAAAGUAUUAGGAUACUAUCGAGUCUGGAGGCUCUAAUCUGAAGAGCAUCUCUGUUGUAAUUCUUCAAACCUUUUCCAAUAUUUAGUGAAAUUGAUUGUUUUUCAGUG